This is a messenger RNA of Lepisosteus oculatus (spotted gar), 2570 nucleotides long. It is a transcript of the gene rnf14, whose product is annotated as ring finger protein 14. Gene Ontology annotation, cellular component: ubiquitin ligase complex; cytoplasm. The record is from RefSeq and is a predicted model, not a curated record. Lineage: Eukaryota; Metazoa; Chordata; Actinopteri; Semionotiformes; Lepisosteidae. Gene Ontology annotation, biological process: positive regulation of proteasomal ubiquitin-dependent protein catabolic process; protein polyubiquitination; ubiquitin-dependent protein catabolic process. Gene Ontology annotation, molecular function: ubiquitin conjugating enzyme binding; ubiquitin protein ligase activity; zinc ion binding.
GAACAUUUAGUGAGGUUUAUAAAGUACCACGUUUGUCUUGUAGCUGUAGCACAUGGUCUUGAGCCCGAGAGCAGCCCACAUCGAGAAAAGCUCAAAGAAGACUGAAAUGGCAAAGCCGCAAACAUUAGGAUGCUGAAUGGUACUGUGUCCUUUAGGGGGCAGACCAGGUUUUGCGAGCUCUUGUUUGCGUGUUCAGCUCCUCCCUUGCUGCCCAACUGAACCCUGGUCCCGGUCUUCCUGUCUGUGGGGAAGAGUAAGGAAUGUAAAUGUCCUCGGAGGAUUUGGAAGCGCAGGAGGAUGAGCUGCUGGCUCUAGCGAGCAUCUACAAUGAGGAGGAGUUCCACAGGGCUGAGUCUGCCCAAGGAGGGGAGAUACGCAUCAACCUGGAGCUGCCACAAGAUUUCCGAAUAUUCGCAAAAGGACAGUUCAGACGCAGUGCAUUUGGGGCUGCACAAGAUUUUGUUGGGGAAGAACAUAUUAAAUAUCCAGUGUCUUUUCUACCGACUCUCAUUUUGAACUUUGAACUUCCAUCAGAUUACCCUUCGAAUUCUCCUCCAGUCUUCACUUUGAGCUCCAGAUGGCUUUCAAGAGUCCAGCUGGGGACUCUGUGCAAGCGCUUGGAUGAGCUGUGGCAGGAGAAUGUAGGGAGUGUGGUCCUCUUUUCUUGGAUUCAGUUCCUCAAAGAAGACCUCUUUAGCUUCCUGAGCAUCGAGUCCCCGUUGGAAGUCACGAAUAGCAAUAAAGGCAAGCAGGAGCGAAAGAAGGAAGGAGCUGGCAAAGACAAUGCAGAAGACACAGAGAAGGACUCGAAAGAGCAGCCAGAUCCCCGGGCUAUCCAAGAAGUAGAUCCCCGUAGCAACCUCCUUCUUCAGCUGUUGGAUUUUGACGAGAUGCAGCAACAGAAGGCCUUUGACAGCAAAAUGUUCUGCUGCAACAUCUGCUUCUCUGAGAAGAUGGGAUCUGAGUGCACGUGCUUUAAGGAUUGCAAGCAUGUGUACUGCAAAGAGUGCAUGAGGGAUUACUUCCAGAUCCAGAUCAGAGAUGGCAAUGUCCAGUGCCUUAACUGCCCAGAGCCUGAGUGCAGCUCUGUUGCCACACCUGCUCAGGUCAAGCAUCUGGUUGGAGAAGAGCUUUUUGCUCGCUAUGACCGUCUCCUGCUUCAAUCCAGCCUGGACCUCAUGGCAGAUGUUAUGUACUGCCCUAGAAAGAUGUGUGAGACAGCUGUGUUGGUAGAGCCAGACACCACCAUGGGUAUCUGCCCCUCCUGCCAGUAUGCCUUCUGUACCCUUUGUAAGAUGGGCUAUCAUGGGCUGUCUCCAUGCCGGGCCACAGCAGCGGAGCUGCGAGGCCUACGUGAUGAGUAUCUGAAGGCCAGCGAGGAGGAGAAGCAGUUUCUGGAGCAGCGCUUUGGGAAGAGAGUCAUUCAGAAGGCGGUGGAGGAGUCGUUCAGCAGUGAAUGGCUAGAAAAGAACUCCAAAGCCUGUCCACGCUGUAGCUCAAACAUUCAGAAGGUGGACGGCUGUAACAAGAUGACCUGCACCAGCUGCAAGCAGUACUUCUGUUGGCUGUGUUUGGGCCCACUGUCAAGGGUCAAUCCAUAUGGCCAUUUCAACGAUACCUCAUCUCCCUGCUUUAAUCAGCUGUUCCAAGGAGUGGAUAUUGAUGACGAUGAGGAAUUCUGGAGCGAUGAAGAGGACUAACAGCGGAAAGUGUGGAUGGGACACAUGGCCCGUUACUAAGGAGCUGCUGUACACUGCACCUUAUUUCAGAAAUCUAGUCUGAGCUAGAGGGUUUUCCCCUGAAGAAGAAUGUCGUUAUUAUCACAAUGCAAGCUUAUAUUAGUGAGCACUUUCAGUUUUGUGCUGAGACUAUAUUCAUUAAAAAUCGAUAUGAGCCAUUAGUUUUUUGGGAUAUGUACACUGAGCAUCUUUAUCACAGUAUUUCUUUGCACAAAACACUAAAAACAGAAACAAAGUCCAGCAUCUUAGUUUGGGAGACACCAAACUGUAGGUUCUGUCCUUUACCUGUGCACUCCUUUGUCCUGCACCUUCAUAAGAUCCAGUAAAAAGGGACAAUCACCCCUUGUCCACAGUCCCUAUGUGUGGCAUUCCAGUAGCUAACAGUAGUACCAGUUUCUUGAUGCUGUCCUGGCAGAAGGCUUUUUUACUGCUGCUUAAUUACCAUUUUACUCUGGGUUGGAGCUCAUUAUCACCAGUAGAUCUUUGAGUUCAGUUUUUGGGGUGCAAGGAAUAAAAAAUCAUGGGGACAAGAUAUGGGCUGUAUGAUAGAGGCACAGUCUGUAAUGAACGAUACCUGCUCAUAAGUUUUAUUGAUAAAUCGUUGAAACUGUUAUAAGUUUGAGUACCUUAUGUAUUCCACCAUGAAGUGGUUAUGCAAAAGAAGAACAGAAGAGUGGGAUGGAUAUUAUUUUGUGAUGUGUGCUUUACAAUAGUUCUUAAUGGUUUUCAAAGGUCACUUCAUCAGAUAGCUGACAGUAAUGUACAGUUUCUUUAGACUAAUGGUAACUGUGUGAAACAUGUAAAUAAAGCUUUUGGUUAAAACUUGAAAAA